AUGGAUUUGAAAUUAAUUUGCCAACCUAAAUUUCAUUUUCGAUUUUUUAAUUUCUCUGGAGAACCAAAAGCAAUCGCUCCAUCUAUUCAUGAUUACGAACACAUACCAAUAGUUACACUUGAAGAAGCAGUUGAACCAUUAGUAAUUUUCAUACCUCAAGUACAAGAUAUGGUUAAAUUAGUAAAAGAAAAAUGUCAACAACCAAAAGAUAAUCUUUCUAUAGAUGAAUCAGGUUCAAUUAUGCUUUAUACAAUGGAAUGGUUACCAAAAGAAGAUUCAUUUCAUUAUAUAUUUAAUCGAAAACUUCAUUUAAAUGAUCCUAAUGAAUUAAUCCCUUGGUAUUUUUAUUUAAAAUUAAUUUCAACAUCAUUAUCAAAAUUACCAAAAUUAUCUAGGCGAAUUUUUUAUCGAGGAAUUAAUUUAGAUUUAAAAAAUGAAUAUUUUUUGAAUAGAAAACUUUUUUGGUAUGAAUUUUUAUCAUGCCUUUCAUCGAUAAAUGCUUUUGAUAAAAAAGAAUUUGGUUUUGUACAUACGGGUAUUCGUACUUUAUUUAUUAUUCAUAGUAAUCAUGCAAAAAAUAUCAGUCAACAUUCAUUUUAUAAAAUAGAACAUGAAAUUUUACUCUUACCUGGACAACGAUUUCAAAUUGUUUCAUAUAAAUCAAGAGAUGAACUUCAUGUUAUUACUUUAAAAGAAAUUUCAUAUCCCGAUUCUAUUGAAACAAGUUUGUCAACAGUAACUAGAAAUGAAAAUUUAAAAUUGUUUAAUUUAUUAUUUCGAAAACGAAUUAAAUAUUAUGAGAACUAUUGUGAAAUUAAUUUGAGAAAUCAAAAAUUAACUGAUACUCAUAUGAAUAUUAUUACUGAACAAGCUAUAAAAAAUAAAAAAUGUAUUUGGCUCUCGUUACAAAAUAAUCAAAUUACAUCACAGGGUCUAUGUAUUGUAGCUGAUAGUUUAAAGGAAAAUGAUUCAUUAGAAUCAUUAUAUCUUUCACGAAAUUUCGUGACUAAUGUCGGUGUAAAAUAUUUAACUGAGAUUCUUUCAAAUAAUUAUUCAAAUUUGACAUUACUUUGUCUUGAUCACAAUGGUAUUAAAGAUGAAGGUGUACAUUAUUUAGCUGAUAUGUUAAAAGAAAAUCGAACUUUAACUGAUUUAUGGCUUUCAUAUAAUGAUAUAAGUGAUUAUGGUGUACAAUCAUUGGCAAAUGUAUUACGAUCUGAUAAUGAAACUCUUAUGCAAUUAUAUUUAAAUGGAAAUAAAUUAAUAAGUGAUUAUAGUAGUAAUUUUCUUCUUUCUAUGUUUGAAUCCAAUCGAACAUUAAAUACUUUUUGGUUACAAGAUUGUUGUUUGUCACAAGAAGGGAAAAUAAAAAUGUCAAGUUAUAGUUAUGAUAAUUCAGCAAUGGAUCAACGACGAUCGAAUUUUACUAAUUUAUAUGUGAAAAAUUUUGGUAAAGAUAUGAAUGAAACAAAAUUAUGUCACUUAUUUGGUACUUAUGGUACUAUAACAAGCUGUAAAAUUCAAACAGAUAAUAAUGGUCAAUCAAAAGGAUUUGGUUUUGUUAAUUUUGAACGACCAGAAAUGGCACAACAUGCAAUGAUGAAUUUAAAUGGAUAUGUAUUACACGACGGCAAACAAUUGUAUGUUGGACGUUUUCAAAAAAAAUCUGAACGUCAAAAUGAACUUCUACGAAUUCGCGAAGAAAAUCAGCAUAAACAAUCGAAUAAUCUUUCGUUGUUUGUUAGUAAUUUGGAUCCAUUGAUUGAUGAACAAUUACUUGAAGUAAUAUUUACUAAAUUUGGUAGAGUAACUAAAACACAUAUCUUGAGAAAUGGUAAUCAAUCAAAAGGUGUUGGUUUUGUAUGCUUUAAUACAAUAGAAGAAGCAACUAAAGCUCUAAAUGAAAUGAAUGGUAAAUGGAUUCUUUCAAAACCAAUCUAUGUAAAAUUGAGUACAAAUAUGAAUAGUGAACAAUCAAUUACACCUAGUCCACCAACGCCAUCGAUUUCUUCAGCAAAUAUAACUUCUCCACCAACGAUUCGAAUGCCAUAUUUCAAUACUCCAAUGAUGUUUUAUCUACCUACACUUAUGGCUCCAACUCAAUCAAAUAAUUAUCCAUUAUCAAUAGAUCCACUCAAUUUGCAAACACAGUCUACUAAAAGAUAUUCACCACCACCAUCAUCAAUGCUAACGUCAUCCAGUACUACUAAUACAAAACAAUAA
Molecule: messenger RNA, 2223 nt
Organism: Rotaria sordida
Lineage: Eukaryota; Metazoa; Rotifera; Eurotatoria; Philodinida; Philodinidae
Source: the annotation of a GenBank genome assembly